GCCAGCCAUUCUCCAAUGUCACUGAUCAAUCACAAGGGGAACAAGGAGAGAGAAAGCACAACUACUUGGACCAGAUCCUCCAAGGCUGCUUGUAACACUGGUGGGAGCACCCUGAUGUUCUCCUUGGGCAUGAAUGCUGAUGACACGGUAUUCCGGUUUGAGACUCCCGGCAGCCCGAGAAAGACAGGCCCCGAGGCCCCGCACAGCUCCACAGACAGCCCCGGCUCUGUGUUUCUCAGCUCCGAGGCUGAGAAUGGUGUGGAGGACAAAAAGAAGAUCUGCAAGUCGCCAACAGCCCAGUCCCCUAGCCCAUCCAAUGAGGCCGAGUCCUCAGACCAGAAGAGACUCCUUUCCUUGCGGUCAAAAUCCAGUUUUGAAGGUGCCUCUUUAGGAAACGAUAAGAAUGACUGUAAAACAGAGAGCAAAAAUGAAUCUAAGAUGGACAGGAAAAAGUAUUCGUCUUCCAGCCAGUAUAAGGCAAAUAUGCACUUCCACAAGUUGUUUCUUGACGUCCCAACUGAAGAACCACUGAGGCAAAGUUUUACCUGUGCUCUACAGAAAGAGAUACUAUACCAGGGGAAGCUCUUUGUAUCAGAAAACUGGAUUUGUUUUCAUUCCAAGGUCUUUGGAAAAGAUACUAAGAUCUCUAUUCCAGUCUUCUCAGUCACCCUAAUAAAGAAAACCAAAACUGCCCUUCUGGUGCCAAAUGCCCUGAUUAUAGCAACAGUCACAGACCGGUACAUAUUUGUCUCCUUACUCUCCAGAGAUUCUACUUACAAGCUACUAAAAUCUGUGUGUGGACACUUAGAAAAUAUGAGCGUCGGGAACAGUCCCAACCCAUCUUCUCUGGAAAACAGUUUCCGGGCCGACCGCCCUUCCUCUCUGCCUCUGGAUUUCAACGAUGAAUUCUCAGAUCUGGAUGGAGUGGUUCGACAAAGGCGGCAAGAGAUGGAAGGAUACAGCAGUUCUGGCUCUCAGACUCCUGAAUCUGAGAACUCCCGAGAUUUCCAUGUGACGGAAUCCCAGACAGUUCUGAAUGUCUCCAAGGGAGAAACAAAACCAGCUCGGGCAGAUGCCCAUGUGAAUAGAGUGCCUGAAGGAAAAGCCAAGAGUCUCCCUGUACAUGGUCAGUCAGAAACCAUUGGAGUCUUACACAAAGUCAAGUCUCAGACACGUACAACUCUGCACCAUAUUCUUAUAUUUUACGCAAUUGUGGUCUGUGCACUAAUCAUCUCCACCUUCUACAUGAGAUACAGAAUUAAUACUCUGGAAGAGAGGCUGGGGUCACUAACCUCCAUUGUGGACACUCAUCACGAACAGACAGCACCAUCCGGCCUGGGGUCACAAGUACAAUUAAAUGUGGAAGUCCUCUGCCAGGAGCUCACGGCUAACAUAAUCAAAUUAGAAAAGAUACAAAACAACCUACAGAAGCUGCUUGAGAAUGGUGACUGACAGACUGGAUGGUUGAGACCAACAUGAUACCUCGUGCUUCCCUUUGAAGAGAAGAUGCUCCCCUGGACAUUGUUGUGGCGCGCUCCCUGCUGGCCAGAGGAGCGAUGGGCAUCCCCAGCCACGUCCGCACUUGGAGGUCUCCAGCUCAGGAAAGGGGGGAAGGGGGAGGAAUUCUGGUUCCUGUGCAAUAAACAUUGACCCUGACUCUGAGGAGGUUUUCAGUGCUGCUGCCUGAAGAAAACAGACCCAUCUCUGUAAGUCUCAGGAAGGGUCUGGUGGACACUCUCUCGGAUGAUUGUGGUUUCCACAGUCAUCAUGACUGUGUCAGCAAACACACUCCACUCCAUGCAUUUUUAGUCCUUUCCAUGCUACUUUUCUCUCCUUUACACCCCCCCUGAACCAACCUUCGAACUAAGGGAUAGAUCUCAUGCCAAAAACUGGAUACUGUCCUUUCGAGAAUUAGCCAUGACUCUCCAAAACAGACUUGCCUCUGACAACACCAGCAGCAUUUUUUUUUUCUUUCCUGCCCCUUCUGCUGUUCUCUUGUGCUUUAAAUCACCCUGUGUAUCUUCUCAAGUGAGUACGGGCAAGAAUAUCACAGAGCAGAUUAAAAAUACCCUGUUUAUGUUUUGUUGUGUUCCUAUAACUAAUACUAAAUUGGACUGAUCAUCACACCCACCCCAGAUCCAGAAUCUGUGACACAUGCAACUUAAGUAUUAAAUUAAACUUACUCUGAGACCAAAACUAAUCUUUCUUUAAACCAAAAAGUACAAUAUGAUUUGAUACUGGAUGAAAAACUGACUUUUUAAGUUUACAGGACUCUUAGUUUUGAAAAACAGGAUGCCCAUAUGGAAUGCUGAAACGCCUCUUAGCAUGACAAAUGCCUGCUUCUCUCUCUUGUUGACUAAAGAAGUAACUGGUGGUCUGCUAACUUGUAUUUAACGUAUCGGUUGGCUGGUUUUUAUUAAUUAUUUAGAUACCUUAAAUCUGUAAUAUAAAUGAUACUGUUUCUAUUGGCAAUGCAUUUUAUAAUCAUUUCUAUGAAAUGUACUUUGUUUAAUCAGAUAAGCUAAUAAAUGAAUUGGUUACAUCAUUUAUAUUUGUUAGCCUGCUGGACAUGAACUGUGCCUGGUGCACCCCCUGGCUUUUAAUAAAUACUCAUUGGUUAAAUCCUU
Molecule: messenger RNA, 2627 nt
Organism: Nyctereutes procyonoides (raccoon dog)
Lineage: Eukaryota; Metazoa; Chordata; Mammalia; Carnivora; Canidae
Gene: GRAMD2B
Product: GRAM domain containing 2B
Exons: 15
Coding region: 16-1452 (478 amino acids)
Source: RefSeq, a predicted model, not a curated record